This is a messenger RNA of Emiliania huxleyi CCMP1516, 1960 nucleotides long. RefSeq lists its product as hypothetical. The annotation marks the transcript as partial. Gene Ontology annotation, molecular function: protein binding. The record is from RefSeq and is a predicted model, not a curated record. NCBI's taxonomy places the organism in Eukaryota, Haptophyta, Isochrysidales, Noelaerhabdaceae. The transcript is spliced from 6 exons.
GGCCCCUGCGUGCGUUGUCGCUUCUCGUCUUCGCCCUCGCCAUACCACAGCUCACCAGUGCGCAGACGAAUCUGCAGCACCUGCCGCCUCCAUCAAGCCGCAGCCCCACAGAGCAAGCUCCCGACGAGCACACCCUCGGCGGCAGCGGUGUUGGUGGCGGCUCGGUGCAAGUGCACGGUGACUCGGUGCUUCUGGUCGCGACGCUCGACGGCGACGUGCACGCAGUUGCGGGCUCUACGGGUGAGCUCCUGUGGUCGCUCGACGCGGGCGGGCCACUGAUUGGCUCCUCGGCCUUUGACCUCGGGUCGCUCUUCGCUACCGACGCCGCCGAGCCGCCUCCAGGGGCGGAGGCGACGGGCGCCUUUGCCAGUCCCAGCGCUCCGACGCAGCGGGAUCCCGGCAGCGGCUCAUCCGGAGGAGCGUGGGCGGACGUCGCGUCCGCCGAGAAGGCUCGCAGGGAGGCUGCCCGCAGCAGCGAGGCACGCGGCGAGGGCGGCUCCGAGCCCGAUGGAGCGGCGGGCGGCGGCGGCGUGGGCGGCGGCAAGGAGGAGGGGGAGGGCGGGGAGGGCGAGGGAGGGGCAGGCGGCUCCACCGGCGGCGCUCUGGUCGACGGCGAAGCGGAGGAGAUCCUCGUCGUGCCUGGGCUGGACGGGUCCAUCUUUUUGCUCGACGAGGAGUCGGAGGAGCUUGUCCGGUUGACGGAGCUGACGGUGCAGGACUUGGUUGCGGCGCCGACGACCUUUACCGACGGCGGGCUGCUCCUCGGCUCGAAGUCGUCGACGCUCUUCUCCCUGCAGCCCGACUCGGGCCGCCCGCUCUACUUCGCCACCGGGCAGGACGCCGCCGCCGACUCGGCAGCAGAGGAGGAGGCGGAGGCUCCUUCCGAGCGUCGCAGUGCAGCGCGCCGCUCGGAGGCGAGGCAGCUCGGCGAAGGCGCUGAGGGCGGAAGCGGCGGGGGAGGGGGGGGAGGGGAGGGCGGCGUGGGGGAGGGCGAAUGCGCCUCCGAGCCAGGCCCGACCUCUGGGGCCGAAGAGGCGCGCGCGGGGGAGCGCCCGUCGGCAGGGGAGCUGCUCAUCUCGCGGUCCGACUACCAGAUCCGAGUCCUCGACCGCACUUCGGGACGGCAGGCGUGGAACGUGUCGCUCGCGCAGUACGACAUCGAGCUGACGCCGCGCACGACGCCGCCGCCUCCGGGCGGCCGCCGCCGCGGGCUCCCACUCCGCCGCUCCUUCCAGCUGCUGCCAGACCACCUGCUGUGCGCCACCGAGGAGGCGGGCGGCGGUUGCGCGUGGUCGGUCCGGUUCGCGUCGCCUCCCGCGCUCGUCUACUUGCUCGACACGACGGUCGGGAGCCAGACGAGGCUCCACUUUGCCCCCGCGCCGGAGGGCGACGCGCAUGUGCAGUCGAGCGGCGCCGUCGCCCUCUUGAGCCCCCCCGAGGGGUCGACGGCGCUGACUGCCCCCGGAGGAGGAGGGGGCGGCGGCUUCGGGCCGCGCAAGGACUUCCACUCGAGCCACGGCUCGCGCGGUGCGGCGCCGCUGCUGCCGCUGCUGCCGCUGCUCGGCCGGGUGCUGCCGCCGCGGCUCGGGCGCGGGCAGAGCGUGCGGCGCGCCGCUCUGCUGCCGCGCAUCGCGCCUCCGCUCGCCUCUGCGCUGCCCUCCCCCCCCGCGCGGCCUGGCUUGCCCACGCCCGCAGGCUUGCGAGGCGCGGCGGGGGCGAGCAGGGCGCUGUGGGCGCCUGUCGGCUUGGGCGGCGCGGCGGGCGAGGCGGCGGUCGUGGAGCUGCUGCCGCCGCCCGACUCUGCGGACUUUGGCUUGCUGCUGCUCGACGAGGCGACGGUGGAGCAGCUGCUGCUCGCCGUCGAGAGCCGCUUCCUCUCGCGCGUGCUGCCGCGCGCGCUGCUGGACGCGUGGCCGCGCUCCCACCGCUCGCUCACCUACGCCGUCUUGCUCGUCGCCAC